GCGGCGGCAACAUGGCGGACGUGCUAAGUGUCGGAGUGAACCUGGAGGCCUUUGCUCAGGCCAUCAGUGCCAUCCAGGCGCUGCGCUCCAGCGUGAGCAGGGUGUUCGACUGCCUGAAGGAUGGUAUGCGGAACAAGGAGACGCUGGAGGGCCGGGAGAAGGCCUUCAUUGCGCACUUCCAGGACAACUUGCAUUCGGUCAACCGGGACCUCAAUGAGCUGGAACGUCUGAGCAAUUUGGUAGGCAAGCCAUCCGAGAACCAUCCUCUCCAUAACAGUGGGUUGUUAAGCCUGGAUCCUGUGCAGGACAAAACUCCUCUUUAUAGUCAACUCCUUCAAGCAUAUAAAUGGUCAAACAAGUUGCAGUACCAUGCAGGUCUGGCGUCUGGCCUUUUGAAUCAACAGUCCUUGAAACGCUCUGCUAACCAGAUGGGAGUAUCUGCUAAACGGAGACCAAAGGCUCAGCCCACGACUCUUGUCUUACCACCUCAAUAUGUUGAUGAUGUGAUCAGCCGCAUUGACAGGAUGUUUCCUGAAAUGUCCAUCCACUUAUCCAGGCCCAAUGGUACAUCAGCAAUGCUUCUGGUGACCUUGGGAAAGGUGUUGAAAGUGAUUGUCGUCAUGCGGAGCCUAUUCAUUGAUCGAACAAUAGUAAGGGGAUAUAGUGAAAAUGUCUACACAGAAGAUGGCAAGCUUGAUAUAUGGUCCAAAUCCAACUAUCAAGUAUUCCAGAAGGUGACGGACCACGCCACCACUGCCCUGCUCCACUAUCAGCUGCCCCAGAUGCCCGACGUCGUGGUCAGAUCCUUCAUGACCUGGUUAAGAAGUUACAUAAAGCUGUUCCAGGCCCCGUGCCAGCGCUGUGGGAAGUUUCUACAAGAUGGCCUUCCCCCGACGUGGAGGGAUUUCCGAACCCUCGAAGCCUUCCACGACACCUGCCGUCAGUGACCCAGCCCCAGCCCGGCCUGCAGGCCCCAUCUAGCACCUUCCCAGACAAGCCCUCAGUCGGAUGGCUCAGACCUAUCCUCCCCGCCAGACACAAUACCGCCACUCGGCCCGUUCCUAAAGCAUAUCAUACGUUAAGGCUGAGCCUCUUGCAGAGCAGAUUCCAUCUUGUGUUGAUGGGACUAAUUCUACACUGUAACUGGUUUAUGGAAGGCAGAGAAGACCUUUUUAGAACUCAGAAAGUUAAGCAGCAUGUUCUUCAUUGUAUGUUAGCAACGCUGGUGAAUUGAUCCUCCUGGGUCUGUGUUCUAAGUCAUUUUCACGAGCCAUUAUCGUUUGAAUGAGCCCAUGUUCAUAUAUAUUGUCACGCUGGGUGUUUUGUUUCGUUUUGUAACUUAUAUAUUUUUUUUUUAUAUAAGCAGUAAACCUUUUGUACCCCGGA
Messenger RNA from Neomonachus schauinslandi (Hawaiian monk seal), 1386 nucleotides. RefSeq names its product mediator complex subunit 27 (gene MED27). Gene Ontology annotation, cellular component: mediator complex. Gene Ontology annotation, biological process: regulation of transcription by RNA polymerase II. Bases 12 to 947 code for a protein of 311 amino acids. Gene Ontology annotation, molecular function: transcription coactivator activity. NCBI's taxonomy places the organism in Eukaryota, Metazoa, Chordata, Mammalia, Carnivora, Phocidae. The transcript is spliced from 8 exons. The record is from RefSeq and is a predicted model, not a curated record.